Molecule: messenger RNA, 1010 nt
Organism: Astrephomene gubernaculifera
Lineage: Eukaryota; Viridiplantae; Chlorophyta; Chlorophyceae; Chlamydomonadales; Astrephomenaceae
Source: the annotation of a GenBank genome assembly
GGCUGGGCGGUUGCAGGAGCGCUUUGUUCGUUAGGCUGGUCAUUGGGUGCCGUACUGCUGCAGCUGGUGUUCAGUGAGCGGUUGCAGCUGGUGCGGGCGGGUGACCCGGACCCGAACACGCCGCUGUUGACGCAGCUGGCGAGCAGCAACACCAUCAUGCAGGACCUGGCAUUGCUGGACCUCGCACUAACUGCGGAGGGGCAGGGCGGCGAGGCGGCUUGGCGCCGUGCGGCUAUCUUUGCGGACGAGAGCGGGCGCGCCGCGUGGGGCCCGCUGGCGACGCACAUGCUUGGGGAGGUGCGGGAGUUCACACUGGCACUAGCUGCGGCGCUGCCGUCGGCUGCAGCCGAUGCCGCCGCUGCCGGUCGCGCCGGCGCGGGUGCUCCGGCCACGGUGCGGUGGAAUGUGUUGCGCAUGUCCCCCAGCACGGGCCUGCGGGUGGUGAGCAGGGAGCAGGACCUGGCGGCGUGGAACGUGCGCAGCAAGUACUACAGGAUCGGCUGGUGCCUGCGGGGCCUGUGCGGGCUGACGGUGGCGGCUCAGCGCGGGGAGGACCGCUACGGGGUGGUGCUGCUGUGCGAGCCCGCGCUGCCGGACAUUGUGCUAGGGCUGCUGUCGGCUGUGCUGGCGCUGCAGCAAUACACCAAGUUCAUGACCGCCACUCGCUCACGUCACGUCUCCAAGCUGGAGCGGCUGGCUCGCCACCUGGGCCUCGUCAGCACCGCCAUCACUGGCCGCAUCACCAACGUCACGCUGCAGCCCGUGGAGGAGGUGGCGUUCGCGCUGGAGGCUGUUGCCCGCAACUGCGUUAACCGUCUGGCGCUGUCGUACGGCGACAAGCUGCGGGAGUGCGUGCUGCGGGAGGCACGUGUCAAGCCCGCUUACGGCUCUAUGGCGGACCUGGCAGCCCUGCUGACGUCGAUGUUGGCUUAACAGCAAUAGGGGGUGCCUCUCUGGAAGAGGAGUAAUGAUAAAGAGGAAGAGCGCGGUAACAUGGGAGCUAGCUAAGG